AUCCACUCGCAUCCUCCAGCAUCAGCAGCACCGCUAUAUAACCAGAGCAUCUCAUCGGCGCAGACACAUUAGGCUUCAAUCCGCAGGACUUCCCACACCACGAGGGGCAUGAAACUAUCAUAACAAGACAUUCAACAAAUCAUAGAGUUCCAACAUGACGAAGUCUUACAGUGAGGAAAGCAUGAUGCUGGAGUCUCAAACCAGCACAAACUGGACCGACAAGUGUCACGGCAGCUCCCACGACGAGCGAGACGUGGGCAAGACCGACGAGCCCAUGCACAAGGACAUGGAGGAGGAGGACGACGACGAUGUGGAACUCAACCGACUCGAAGACGAGGAGGACGAGGAGGAAGAGGAGGAAGAGGACGGUGACGACACCAAGCCGAAAAGACGAGGACCCAAGAAGAAGAAGAUGACAAAGGCACGUGUGCAGAGGUUCAAAAUGAGGCGCAUGAAGGCGAACGCCCGGGAGAGGAACCGCAUGCACGGUCUCAACGACGCGCUGGAGAGCCUGCGCAAAGUUGUGCCGUGCUACUCCAAAACGCAGAAGCUCUCCAAGAUCGAAACGCUCCGACUGGCCAAAAACUACAUCUGGGCUCUUUCGGAAAUCCUGAGGUCUGGCAAAAGCCCUGACUUGAUGUCUUUUGUGCAGGCCUUGUGCAAGGGCUUGUCCCAGCCGACGACCAAUUUGGUCGCGGGAUGCCUCCAACUGAACCCCAGAACUUUUCUGCCCGAGCAGAGCCAGGAGAUGCCCCCUCAUAUGCAAACAGCAAGUGCUUCCUUUUCCGCUCUUCCCUACUCCUACCAGACGCCCGGUCUUCCCAGCCCUCCGUACGGUACAAUGGACAGCUCUCACAUCUUUCACGUCAAGCCGCACUCGUACGGGAGCGCGCUGGAGCCGUUCUUCGACACCGCCGCGCUCACAGACUGCACCAGCCCCUCGUUCGACGGGCCUCUAAGCCCACCUUUGAGCGUCAAUGGGAACUUUUCCUUCAAGCACGAGGCUUCAUCGGAAUUCGAGAAGAACUACGCCUUUACCAUGCACUAUCAGGCGGCGGGCUUGGCCGGCGCGCAGACACACGCGUCUCUUUACGCGGGCUCUACGCAGCGCUGUGAUAUACCGAUGGAGAACAUUAUGUCGUACGACGGGCACUCUCAUCACGAGCGGGUCAUGAACGCCCAGCUGAACGCGAUAUUUCACGAGUCGUGAUUCUAAUGGACAUUUGUGGGACUGCUCGUUACGUUAUUCUGUUAUGGCUGAUGCAAAAAGAGCAACAACAUUAUAUGCUUAAUCUUAUGUACGUAUUUAUUGUUGUUACUGCCUUUAGGAGAAAAGAGAAUUCGUUGAUUCUCGUUCACCUUAUGUAUUGUAUUCUAUAGCGCUUCUACGUUGCGGUCACACACAGCCAGGAGGGAACAGGAGUGACCUUCUUCAGAAUGUGUUAAUUAUCCAUGCUACAAAAUCACAAGCAAUAAUUUGGAAACUAUGCAAUUUUUAAUCCAAUACUGGGCCAAUUAUAGAAAUGAAUAGAGAUUGAUAUAUUUUUCAACCUAUUACAUUUUACUACUUAUCUAUCCCAUACUGAAUUAUUUUGUUGUGAUUUUGUAUAGAAUUGUUAAUUUUUAUAAAGUCAGAUCCUAGCAUCAUUCCAUGCAACCCCUAUGUUAAUGUUUUAUAAAACUGAUUUAUCUCCUGUGUUUAUAUAAAACAGUACUAAUUCCAGUAAUAACCAGCAGGCAAGUGCUUCAAAAUCUGUAAUGUUGCCUUAGCAAUUAAUUACUGUAAAAUCAUGCAGAGUUGCACAAAUCCCAUCCUCUGAAUCCCGUCUAAUGUUAUGUUGAAUCAGUGAUCCUUUGUGGAAUUUCGAAUUGCUUGAGUGAUGGGGGAAACAAAUCGGUGUUAGAGUCUCAGUGUUGUACAUAAAAGCUUGACUAUCACCGUUUAAACUCACCCUGUGUAAAAGCUGAUCGAAAGGCCUGUCUUUUUAAGAUGGAAAAUAAAUAAUGGACUGAAUUAGUCUGCUCAAACUAUUCGGGUAUUUUCGACUGAAUUUUUUAUUGGCUGUGACGAAAGAACAAACAAACAAAAAAAAAAAAAAAAAGAGUGAGAGGUUGAUUUAAAAGUGAUUAUUGAGACUGUUGUAUGUGUGUAUCAGUUCAUGAUGAAGGUUUAAGAAAUAAAACAGAUGUUUUUGAAUUUAA
This is a messenger RNA of Pimephales promelas (fathead minnow), 2202 nucleotides long. RefSeq names its product neuronal differentiation 1 (gene neurod1). Lineage: Eukaryota; Metazoa; Chordata; Actinopteri; Cypriniformes; Leuciscidae. The record is from RefSeq and is a predicted model, not a curated record. Gene Ontology annotation, biological process: nervous system development; sensory organ development; axon development. Gene Ontology annotation, cellular component: nucleus. Gene Ontology annotation, molecular function: DNA-binding transcription factor activity, RNA polymerase II-specific; E-box binding; protein dimerization activity.